AUGGUGAGAACAAGGAAUGCAACUACGGUUUCUUCCCCGAGCAAGGACAAAGGGAAGGCCAUCAUUGUAGCUCCACCUGAGUCAUCGGACAACUCGCACCACUCGGAUUCCGAUUCGGCGGAAGAGACUACUCCAGGUGGCCACGUACAAGCGACUUGCGCCCAAACUAUACCUAAUCCCCGAGCUAUCGAGUGGGCGACGAUGAAAGCUCUUCAUAUCGAUGAACAAGUUCGGAGUUAUUUGAAAGUACUUAACUUGGAGAAGUACGCGAACCGUGAUAAUUUCACUGCCUUCCGGAUGCUCACCCUGGAAUGUUUUAGCACCAUUGAGAUGCACGAUAACGGAAACUACCUCACUUGUCGCUUGGACGGGAAGGAGGUCAAAAUUACGGAUAAAGUUCUCUGUGAUAUCUACGGUUUGAAAACAACGGGUGCCCGCAAGAAACCGGGAGACUUCCAGAUUGACAAACAUUGGGCCUCCUUUUCACCAUGCAAGACUUUCCAUAAAGUCGGGCCAUCGGCGGGGCUAAUCAAGGAGCUUCCCAUUGCGGUCGUGCAUAAGUUCCUCUCCUACCACAUCUUCGGAAAAAAAAGAGGCGGACAAGGUAAGUGA
Striga asiatica is the source of this 612-nucleotide messenger RNA. Lineage: Eukaryota; Viridiplantae; Streptophyta; Magnoliopsida; Lamiales; Orobanchaceae. The record is from the annotation of a GenBank genome assembly.